CCAAAGGAUUUUUUCUUAAAAAAAAAGAAAGAUAUUUAAUCGGUUCUCGCUGAUAUUUAAAAAUCGAGAAUCUCUUGCGGUGGUGGUGCAGAUGUUGCGAUUACAAUAAAAGAGUUAAAUCACACAAUAAACAAAAAAAAAAAAAAAAACACAACAUGUUGUCAUCUUGAUUUUCGAUUUCUGAAAUAAAUCUUUCAAACCAGACAGUUCUAUCUAAUCUCAAAAGGAGAAGACUUUUGUUUCUCUCUCUCUGGCGUAGAGGCGAAGUUAACAGCGCCGCACGUAAUAAGCCUUUCCAUGGCUUUCCAGCGGCGGCGCUACAAUUACUACAACCGUCUCCGCCGUCUCCUCCCGCUUAUUUGCGGCUUCUCCGGAGCUCUUCUCAUCCUCUUCGCUCUCCUCUCCGUCUUUUCCCCUCCUCCUGAUGACUCCGAUCGACGCAUUUCCCAGCAGAUUAACUAUGGAGUCAAUGAUGAGAAGAAGCACGUAGCAGUGAUCUUUACCGGAGGGAGAUUAGAUCGUGAUAUCUGGCGUUCUUGGAAUGCUCAACUCUUUUACGGUUGCUGCAAUGCAAGCACCAAGUUCCCAAAUGCUAAAGCAAUUACUAGAAGCGAUCGGUACUUGGCAAUCGCCACUAGUGGUGGUUUAAACCAACAACGAACUGGAAUUGUAGAUGCUGUUGUUGCUGCUCGAAUCCUAAACGCUACGCUUGUUAUCCCUAAGUUAGACCAGAAAUCCUACUGGAAAGAUGCCAGUGACUUCUCCCACAUCUUCCAAGUUGAUUGGUUUAUAUCGUUUCUCUCAAAAGAUGUCAAAAUCAUAGAGCAGCUUCCACCUAAAAGAGGACGAACGUGGAGUCCCAGCAGAAUGCGUGUUCCAAGAAAAUGCAACGAGAAAUGUUAUAUCAAUCGAGUACUACCCGUUCUUCAGAAAAGGCAUGCGGUUCAGUUGAAUAAAUUUGAUUACAGACUUUCGAACAAGUUGAGAGAUGAUUUGCAGAAGCUGAGGUGUAGAGUAAACUACCACGCGCUUAAGUUCACUGAUCCCAUUCUCAAAAUGGGCAACGAGUUGGUCAGAAGAAUGCGGUCAAGGAGCAAGCACUACAUUGCUUUACACCUUAGGUUUGAGCCUGACAUGCUCGCCUUCUCGGGAUGUUACUAUGGUGGUGGUGACAAGGAGAAGAAAGAGUUAGGAUCAAUCAGAAGGAGAUGGAAAACUUUACAUGUGAAUAACCCGGAAAAGCAAAGGCGACAAGGAAGAUGUCCGCUUACACCAGAGGAAGUUGGAUUAAUGCUUAGAGCUUUAGGAUAUGGAAGCGAUGUUCAUAUAUAUGUUGCAUCAGGUGAAGUUUACGGAGGAGAAGAGUCAUUAGCUCCGUUGAAAGCGCUCUUCCCACAUUUCUAUUCUAAAGACACUAUAGCUACCAAAGAGGAGUUAGAACCCUUCUCUUCUUAUUCUUCACGAAUGGCUGCGUUGGACUUCCUCGUGUGCGAUGAAAGCGAUGUCUUUGUUACAAACAAUAACGGGAACAUGGCGAGAAUAUUAGCUGGUCGAAGGAGAUAUUUUGGACAUAAACCGACGAUUAGACCGAAUGCAAAGAAGCUGUACAAGUUGUUUCUAAGCAAAGAGAACACAACUUGGGAGGAGUUUGCUUCAAGAGUCAGAACGUUUCAGAAAGGAUUCAUGGGAGAGCCCAAGGAAGUCAGAGCCGGUAGAGGCGAGUUUCAUGAGAAUCCGUCCACUUGUAUAUGCGAAGCUAAGGCAAAAGAAGGAGGUAUGGAUUCAAGAAAACUCGGUAAGAAAAACAAAAAAGAAGGUGAUGAACCGAAGGAAGAUGAAGAUGCGGAGUGGUCUUCAGAUUAUGAGGAAGACCAAACUGAUUUGCAUGACAGAGGGUUGUAUAAUGGUACGAGGCUGGAUUAUGAGGAUAUGUCUUCGGAUGAGCCUGAGCUCGAAGAAAUGCUGUCAGAUUGAUUCAUUUAAAAAAGACUUAAAAAGAUCAUUUUACAACCCUUUUUGUUGUGGUGAUAUUACCUUCAUCAAUUUCUUCUGUACAUAGGAAUCCAAUCCGAGGAAGAAUGAUUUUUUCUUUUUUA
Messenger RNA from Brassica oleracea var. oleracea, 2096 nucleotides. RefSeq lists its product as uncharacterized. Bases 298 to 1974 code for a protein of 558 amino acids. The record is from RefSeq and is a predicted model, not a curated record. The transcript is spliced from 9 exons. NCBI's taxonomy places the organism in Eukaryota, Viridiplantae, Streptophyta, Magnoliopsida, Brassicales, Brassicaceae.